Hemiscyllium ocellatum (epaulette shark) is the source of this 6845-nucleotide messenger RNA. It is a transcript of the gene ythdc2, whose product is annotated as YTH domain containing 2. Gene Ontology annotation, cellular component: intracellular anatomical structure. Gene Ontology annotation, molecular function: protein binding; RNA binding; ATP binding. The record is from RefSeq and is a predicted model, not a curated record. Bases 77 to 4390 code for a protein of 1437 amino acids. Lineage: Eukaryota; Metazoa; Chordata; Chondrichthyes; Orectolobiformes; Hemiscylliidae. The transcript has 31 exons.
GAACGAGCGAACGACAGGGUGGACUGCAGUUGGAGGAGUGGGAGAGAGGUGUUGAGUGCUUGUGACAGGUCUAAAUAUGUCAAGGCCUACAAGUGUGUCACCACGGCCUGGGAGUGCCCAGUCAAGCCAAGCUGCCUCUAAAGCUAAGGGAUUUAAGGAUAUUCGGAUUGAAGAAGAAGUGAAAAUUGCAGUUAACAUCGCCCUUGAGAGGUUCCGAUACGGUGAUCAAAAAGAAAUGGAAUUUCCAUCUUCUUUGACUAGUACAGAAAGGGCAUUUAUUCAUCGUCUUGCCCAGUCCCUUGGCCUGAUUUCUAAAAGCAAAGGAAAAGGAGCACACAGAUUUCUUACGGUAAAGAAAAAAGAUGGCUCUGAGAUGGCUCAGGCUGUCAUGACCUGUACUCUAACUCACAGUAUGAAGCAUGCCAUUCGCAAUUUAAUUCAGAGGUUUCCUGUUACUAAUAAAGAGCGCACAGAUCUUUUGCCCAAAACUGAACGUGGGAAUGCAUUAACUGUUGAAGCAGAAAACAACAGAGAGAUGAAUAAGACCAGUGGUAGACUCAAUAAUGGUAUUCCUCAAGUACCACCAAAACGUGGAGAUUCUGAAUUGGAUGCCUUUCGGCAGUCGCUUCCAGUUUUUGAAAAGCGGGAUGAAAUAGUGAAAAUCAUAAAAGAGAACAGAGUGAUUUUAAUAGUUGGAGAAACAGGAUCUGGAAAAACCACGCAGAUUCCCCAGUUCCUUCUUGAUGACUGUUACAAGUAUGGAAUACCUUGUCGUAUAUUCUGUACCCAGCCUAGGCGACUUGCAGCUAUUGCUGUAGCAGAAAGGGUUGCUGCAGAGCGGGGUGAGAAGAUUGGGCAGACUAUUGGUUAUCAGAUUCGACUGGAGAGCAGGGUUUCCCCAAAGACACUGUUAACCUUUUGUACAAAUGGAGUACUACUUCGAACACUAAUGGCAGGAGAUGGCACCUUAGCAGCUGUUACACAUGUGAUAGUUGAUGAAGUGCAUGAGCGAGAUAGGUUUAGUGAUUUCUUACUAACUAAACUGAGGGAUCUGAUGCAAAAACAUCCGUCGCUAAGGCUUAUACUUUCUAGUGCAGCUUUGGAUGUUAAUCUCUUCAUCAGAUACUUUACCGGCUGUCCUGUAAUUUACAUUCAGGGGAGACCAUUUGAAGUAAAAGAACUCUUUUUAGAGGACAUCUUACGCACAACUGGAUAUACAAACAAAGAAAUGUUAAAGUAUAAAAAAGAGAAACAACGAGAGGAAAAACAGCAAACAAACUUAAAUGAGUGGUAUAAAGCUAAGGAGACCAGCAGUGCCAGCAGAUCCGAAUAUCAAAGACAAAGAUUUAUUCCGAGCCUGACAGCAGAAAAUGAUUUGCUCGAUGAUGGCGGAGACAGUGUUUUCAGUCAGUUGAAUGAAAAAGAUGUUAAUUCUCUUGAGCCUUGGCUUAUAAAGGAAAUGGAUGCCUGCCUCUCAGAUAUUUGGCUGCACAAAGAUGUUGAUGCUUUUGCUCAGCUGUUUCAUCUUAUUUUAAGUGAAAAUGUCAGUGUUGACUAUAGGCACAGUGAAACAAGCGCUACACCCUUAAUGAUAGCAGCAGGUCGGGGCUUCCUCAGUCAAGUGGAGCAGCUACUCAGCAUGGGAGCAAAUGUCAGUGUUAAGGCUUCCAAUGGCUGGAUAGCUUUGGACUGGGCUAAACGAUUUGGUCAAAGUGACAUUGUAGAUCUUCUAGAAUCUUUCAAUUCUUCAAUAGAUUUAGGAAAUUUGGAUGAGUGUGUCCUGGUCCAGUCAAACGGUGGUGAGUUAAGUCAAGAAGAUAAAGAUGUUUUAAGUGUCUACCACCACAGCUUUGAUGAUGAAAAGGUUGACCUGGAUCUAAUUAUGCACCUUCUUUAUAACAUUUUUCAGAGCUCUGAUGAUGGUGCAGUUUUAAUAUUUUUACCAGGAUAUGAUGAAAUUGUAGGACUCAGAGAUCGCAUACUGUAUGAUGACAAAAGAUUUGCUGAUAAUUCCCACAAGUUGCAGGUUUUUAUGCUUCAUUCAAACAUGCAGACAUCUGAUCAAAAGAAAGUGUUAAAAAGUCUACCUAAUGGAAUUCGUAAGAUUAUUCUUUCCACAAAUAUUGCAGAGACGAGUAUUACUGUCAAUGAUGUGGUAUUUGUCAUUGAUUCUGGGAAAGUGAAAGAGAAAUCAUUUGAUGCACUGAACUCUGUCACAAUGUUAAAAAUGGUAUGGAUCUCUAAAGCGAGUGCUGUUCAGAGGAAGGGCAGGGCAGGGCGCUGCCGACCAGGAAUUUGUUUUCACCUAUUUAGCAGAUUACGAUUCCAAAACCUGUUAGAGUUUCAGACACCAGAAUUGCUGCGGAUGCCAUUGCAGGAACUUUGCCUACAUACCAAACUGCUGGCUCCAAUCAAUUGUCCAAUUGCAGACUUCCUUGCAAAAGCACCAGAACCUCCACCUUCACUUAUUGUUAGAAAUGCAGUUCAGAUGCUCAAGACUAUAGAUGCCAUGGAUAGUUGGGAAGAUCUAACAGAACUUGGUUAUCACUUAGCGGAUCUUCCUGUGGAGCCUCAUCUGGGAAAGAUGGUUCUUUGUGCUGUAGUUUUAAAGUGCCUUGAUCCUAUUCUCACUAUUGCCUGCACUCUGGCCUAUCGAGAUCCAUUUGUUCUACCAGUACAACCUUCGCAAAAGCGUGCUUCAAUGUUGUGCAGAAAACGCUUUGCUGCAGGGACAUUUAGUGAUCACAUGGCUCUUUUAAGAGCUUUCCAGGCUUGGCAAAAAGCUCGGAGUGAUGGCUGGGAGAGAGCAUUCUGUGAAAAAAACUUUCUUUCUCAAGCUACUAUGGAAAUCAUUAUUGGCAUGAGAACCCAAUUAUUGGGACAACUCAGGGCAUCAGGUUUUGUGAGAGCACGUGGGGGUGGUGACAUUCGAGAUGUAAACACAAACUCUGAGAAUUGGGCUGUGGUGAAAGCUGCUUUAGUUGCAGGCAUGUACCCAAAUCUUAUCCACGUUGACAGAGAGAAUUUAUUGCUGACUGGGUCCAAAGAAAAGAAAGUCAGAUUUCACCCUACUUCUGUUCUCAGCCAACCACAGUAUAAGAAGAUUCCUCCAGCAAACGGACAAGCUGUGGCUGUUCAAGCAUUGCCCACUGACUGGCUUAUUUAUGAUGAAAUGACAAGAGCACACCGAAUAGCUAAUAUACGUUGCUGUUCUGCUGUAACGCCAAUAUCUGUAGUUUUGUUUGGUGGUCCAGCGAGACUAUCAAGCAGUGCGUUACAAGAGCCCUCUUCCCCUCGAGGUAACACAUACAUAGAUGGUGUCACUAAUGACAGUAGCGAUAGUGAAAUGGAAGACAAAUCUACUUCUAAAAUGGCAACUUUAAAACUGGAAGAGUGGCUAAAUUUUAGAAUAGACCCUGAAGCAGCAAGUCUUAUCUUACAGUUACGACAGAAAUGGCACAGUCUAUUCUUGAGACGUAUGCGUGCUCCAUCAAAACCUUGGACUCAGGUAGAUGAGGCAACUAUCAGGGCAAUCAUUGGAGUUCUUAGCAGUGAGGAGCAAGCAGCAGGGUUGCAACAACCUUCCGGAAUUGGACAAAGACCGAGACCGAUGUCUUCAGAAGAACUUCCUGUCUCCUCAUCUUGGAGGUCAAACAGCAGGAAAAGCUCAGCUGAAACAGAGUUUUCGGAUGAUUCUUCCAGUGUGGAGUUCCGGGAAAGGGUUCAGUUAAAGUCGCAACAGCAGCAGCAGCAGCAAAGAUACAAAGAGCGGGGCUUCCUCCAUCCUAAGAGGAGUGCUGAUGACAGGUCAGAUCAGUCAUCUGUAAAAUCAACAGACAGCAGUAACUAUCCUAGCCCCUGUGCCAGCCCAUCUCCACCACCUUCAGGCAAAGGCUCUAAAUCUCCAUCGCCGAGGCCAAAUGUACCAGUACGAUUUUUCAUUUUGAAGAGCAGCAAUCUUCGUAAUCUUGAGAUUUCUCAACAAAAAGGAAUCUGGUCCACUACACCCAGCAAUGAACGUAAACUAAACCGUGCAUUUUGGGAAAGCAGCAUUGUGUAUCUCGUAUUUUCUGUGCAAGGAUCAGGGCACUUCCAGGGCUUUGCCAGAAUGAUUUCAGAGAUUGGACGGGAGAGAAGCCAGGAGUGGGGGUCUGCUGGGCUAGGAGGAGUGUUCCGAGUUGAAUGGAUAAGAAAGGAAAGCCUUCCUUUCCAAUAUGCCCACCAUCUGUUGAACCCAUGGAAUGAUAAUAAGAAAGUCCAGAUAAGCAGAGAUGGACAGGAAUUGGAGCCACAGGUUGGGGAACAAUUGCUGCAGCUCUGGGAACGAAUUCCAAUAGGAGGGAAGCUACCACAACCAGAUAGCAGACUUGCCAUUUUUGGGGAGUCUUAGAUUUCAUCUGCUCCAUAUAGUCCAUUUUACAACAACUGUGGAAACUGCACCUACUGCCUAGUUUGUUUUGCUAAACUGAAGAUGAACAGGAGUGCAAAUCCAGCUUACUCUGCAUAGAAUUUUGUAAACGUUAAACGUCGUUCGGACCAAGUUAUGCUUAAAACUGACACGUGAUUGAUUAUUAAGAUAUGGUGGAAGAUGGAAACAGAAACUGUUUAAUAUUUGUGAGCUUGUCUGAUAAGAAAACUAGUUAAAUCUUGUUGAACUGUUCUGUUGCUGUUUCUGUACUGUGAAGGAAUAGUUUCCACUGCAUUUGAUUUCAGACUGAGUCUGUGAAAGAGACACUGUAUUUUCCCCUAGGCUGCCUGAAGCAUACCAUUUGGAAAUAACCUUUUCUCUGCCAGAAAUGUUUUAUGUUUAAAAAACGACUUACAGAUUAUAUUAACAUACUUGGAGAAAAUUCUGUAGAACUGCGAUAUGAGGAUUGAUAUUAUUUUUGACCUCUUAAAUGUUACUGUUUCUUAAUUAGAAGAAAAUCCAUCAAACAUGUCUACACUAUAGCAGUCAAAUUAAAUCUUCAGACAAGUUUUGAAUUGCCUUUACUGUAUAGCAUACAUUCACCUGCCCAGUUCACUUUAUUGUGACUGAAUUUUCCAGUAAAACUGUACCAGGUUAAAAGUAUUUGAAACAUAUUGUUUAAACUGAUUAUAAUACAUACACAGAUCACAACCCUGUGGGCAGGAUUCUGAGUAUUACAGCAGAAAAUACUUUGAAACAGUUGUGCCAAGAUGGUACAUAAUUGAUAUUACUGGUUUAUUUUGACCCAAAGAACCAGUAAAAAGUGGAUCAGAAUUUUUAGGUAUUAUCUCAAAAGUGUAAGAGCAUUGCUAGCUAAAACUGGUGGCCAUGUUGAAACUUGUAUAGCUGUUAAAUAGAUUGUGUUUAAGCUUUGCACAGAAAACAACUUCCUCUUCAGCCUCAAAAACUUUGAACUUGCAAGAAAUCGUAAAAACAACAGUGGUGUUCAAUCAUUAUGUUGUCUGAAGUUUAUUGUUGGUCGUAAUGCAACUUAGUUUAAUGGUUACUAGCCUCAUUCUAAACCUUUAGGUUUACAUCUACAUCUGGUAGACUGAACUACUCAGCACUUUGAGGCAUGUGGUAAAAGUUUAAAAUAUAAACUAGUAAUGUAUUUAUUAUGUUGUACACAAUGUAGUGUAUGUUUGGUGGGAAAUGAAUAAGGUGAUUCUUCAUAUAUCAAUGUCAGUGGGGACAUUUUUCAUUGCUUUGUGACAAACUCCUCAAGUCAAACCUCUUCAAUAAAAUAUUUCUUAGAUUAAUUUUAUGAUCCAGCCGAAAUGCUCGGGCUUUAGCAAAGCAGUCACGAAGAACCAAAUUCUACAUGGAGUUUAGUUGUAGGUGAACAGUCAUUUAAAGAAAGCUUGGGCUGUUUUGAUUUGUUGUAUUUCACCUUAAUUUAAUCAUAACUGAGGAUAAAAUUUCUACAUCUGACUCUUGAUUUUGCAAUUUGACUUUUUGCAUCACCAAGCUGCCAUUUGUAUUGCUGUGAACUGAUGUACUAAGCCUGGUGUUGGAUUCAUCAACAAUCAUUUUUGAUAUGUAGAAUAUAACUGCAUCAAGGAAAGUAACAGCAAGUUCUCAACUUUAUUAGUUGCUGAAUGGGGUUAUGUAGAUCCAUACACGCAAGCAAAUAUAACUUACUCACGACUCCUACCAGUUGGUUUAUCUGGAACUUACAGCGACUUUAGAAGGAGCUUGCUAGUCUGACAUUGCAGAGCUAAACAAUAUGAUUGAUUCAAGCAUAAAGCUUUCAUCUCUGUUUAUGAUGGCUAAUAAGGAUCAUAAAGCUAAAUGAGAUCGGGCAGUCUCAGUACAAAGGACUGGAGUCAGAUGAUUAGCACUGUUCAAUUUGGAAGAUAUGGGGAAAUAGAAAUGUCUGUAGCAAGAAAUGCACUUAAGCUCAGUCAUGCUUCAGUCUUCAUAUUAGGACAAUAUUAGAUCAGAGGCUUUAUGUUGUCACUCUGUUCAAAGGAACAGUCUUUCAUUUUCAGCAGUUGUCCAUAUCUUGGUAAAUGCAAAAGUUACAAAAUUUGUGUAAAUGCUCGGAUUUGAGGACCAUCUGUUUGCAUUGUUGGGCAGAAAACCUUGUGACAAAAUCUUUGUUCCCAAAUUAUUUUUGAAAAAAAUCUUACAGUAAAGAUCACAACAGUAGAUGAUUGUACUGACUGAAACAUAAUACAUGAUUUAUUCCCAAAGAUUUAACUGUCUUGCAUACAUUUUGACUUCAGCUGAUUGACAUUUACAUUGGAGAAAAAAGAUAUUAUUUCUCGUACAAAUUGUAUCUUUACAUGUGCAGUUGAUUUUUUUAUUUUUGAUGUUUGACAAUGACAUUUUUAAUUAAGGAGGAUAAUUGAAAGAAUAAACUAUUUUGUGUCUA